AUGAGUGACCAUUUGAAAGAAAAUAUUUGUAGGCAUCUCGCAUCUCUUGAAAACGCGCUCCUGCGCUACUUUCCUCAUCUGACAGAGGGAGAAUGUGCACUGGUACGCGAUCCGUUCUCUACUUCCCUUCAUGUAGCCAACACUUCCGAUGAUGUACAAGAUGAAUGCUUGGAUAUGCAGUACAAUUACAUGUCACGGGAU
Messenger RNA from Dicrocoelium dendriticum, 201 nucleotides. The record is from the annotation of a GenBank genome assembly. Lineage: Eukaryota; Metazoa; Platyhelminthes; Trematoda; Plagiorchiida; Dicrocoeliidae.